This is a messenger RNA of Nematostella vectensis (starlet sea anemone), 2761 nucleotides long. RefSeq names its product F-box/LRR-repeat protein 20. Gene Ontology annotation, molecular function: protein binding. Gene Ontology annotation, biological process: SCF-dependent proteasomal ubiquitin-dependent protein catabolic process. The record is from RefSeq and is a predicted model, not a curated record. NCBI's taxonomy places the organism in Eukaryota, Metazoa, Cnidaria, Anthozoa, Actiniaria, Edwardsiidae. Gene Ontology annotation, cellular component: SCF ubiquitin ligase complex. The coding region runs from base 320 to 1063 and encodes 247 amino acids. The transcript has 3 exons.
AUCCUCGUGUGAAGAAUGUCUUGCGCUUGCGCAAAGAAUACUCGUAAAGAACGCCUGGUUUGUUAUGACAUUCUAUGACAAGGCAAGGAAAUUUGGUGUUUCGGCGAUAAGUUUUACCGCUUUAUCUUUGGAAAAUCUUUAUUUCCUCAAAGGGAAAAAUACCAGCAGCGGUUUGGGUUAAAGUCUAGCUGAACACCGGUCAUAAGGCUUCUAAAAACCUUUUUGAGAAUUCUAAUAAGAUGUAAACAAAAGAAGGAAAUAUCAACUUGUUAAAGCUUCAGAAAAUCUAUUGGUUUAUUAUUGAAACGGAAGGUCUUUGAUGGAUGAAGAAAGUACUGCCAACGGCACUGGAACGGAUAUGGUUACUAUAGAUCCUUUGGUGGUUCUUCCUUCCGAUAUUAUCCUAUUUAUUUUUAAAUUUUUAGCAUUGAACGAAAUCUCUCUCUGCCGAAGAGUAUCUAGAAAUUGGAAAAGAUACAUCGAAUACUUUCUUCAGCAUUUAAGGAUUUUAGAUUGUUCCUCUUUAGAAUCGGUUCUCUCCGUUGGUGGAUUGAAAUCUGUUUUAACGUCUGUUAAAAAUUUGAGAGAAAUUUGCCUUGAUCACUGUUGGACAAGUGUUACGGAAGAAAAUAUCCUACUUCUCGGCAGUAAUUGCCCUAAACUCCGUGCUAUUGCCACAACACGAUGCAAAGGAGUCACUGACAAGGCUUUGCAGUCUCUCGCAAGUUGCAAAGAAUUGGAAGAACUUAAUUUUAGUAGCUGCUUUCAGAUUUCAGAUAAUGGACUUGUACCACUGUUCCAAAGCUGUCCUCGUUUACUUGAGGUACAUGUCAGCAGUUGUUAUGGUGUUACAGACAGAAGUGUCCAAGCCCUUGCCAAGAGCUGCCCUUAUCUCAGAGACUUAGAUGUAAGCUGGUGCCACGUGACCAAUGAAGGACUAGAGGCAUUUUUAACCAGCCCCACAUCUUUGAAAAGACUUAGAAUAAAAUGCUGUUCAAAGGUGACAGAUGCUUUGAUAUGGAAAUUAACUCAGGCAGGGAUAAUUGUCAACAAUUUCUUUUGAUAUAGAAAUGAUGAAUUAUAGGAUUUAGGAUUAUACUGACUUUAUUUGCAUGGGAAUCCAAGACUGGCUCCUUUUAAGGGGGAGGGGAGGGGUAGACAGUCCCACAGAUUGGAUCAUGCUGUGGUUUUCUUUUGUGUUUGGAGUGAUUUUUUUAAAAAAGUGCUCAGUUUAUGGUUUUUCACAACAAUUAUAUUUUAGCUACAUCUUUACAUUUUAUUGAGCUGUAUACACUAAGGCUCAAACAUAGUCAUAUUUUCAAAGCACUAGAGUGUAGUUUCCAUUUUCAAUUUAGAAUAACUGUGCAUCAGAUAUGAAACAUACAAGUUUUGCUUGUAGUAUAUGUGCUAAAUGUUCUGCAGGAUUUAUAGAUGGAUUAAGUGACCUGACUUGCAAAUUAUAAAUAACAGACCACAGGCACUGUUAUCCCCAUGUGAGGUACAGGGGGUAUACUCUCAUGCCCAUGACAGGUACAGGGGGUGUACUCUCAUACCCAUGACAGGUACAGGAGUGAAUUCUUGUUAAAGUGACCCUUCCCUCAUGGUGUCUCCUCAAUGUAAAAAGGCAGUCUACAAACUGCCUUACUUGUUAUUCAUUAGUAGACUUGUCUUUCAUUUGUUAAAUGUAUUUGUGACACCUUUUUAUGUACCUUAUAUGUGCUGCAUCUGAAGUUAAACUUUUAAUUCAUUCUUUGUAAUACAGUCUCCCUUUCCGUGAUACAUUCAUUUCCAAGCCUCCUUUACCAAAACAUAUCCUGGGUGGCAAAUGAUAGAGGCCCAAGAGAACUAUUUUCCUCAGUCAGAUGCACAGCUAAAUCCCACGGCACCCAGUACAAACCCGGACUAGCCUACUAGAAGGUUGAAUGGACAUCUGACCAGAUAGCACAGAAGCUACCUAGUAUAUGUAUUGCUGGACAUUUUUGAACAGUACUAAUGAGUAAUGAUCCAAUACAUCAUCAAUGCAAAAUAACUAAGUGUUAUGAUCGAUGUGGUUCCAUAAAGGCGUUUUCCUGUAAUCUCCGGCUUCCAAUUGGUUUCCAGUCAAGGUGGUAUUCAAAAAUACAGGAUAACCAAAACGUAUGAGGAGUAGCUCUCAAACAGCCCCAUUGAGAAUGUAUGGAGCGAUGAUUUUAAAGCUAUAUUCUUUUUGAACAGGAUUGCAAUAUUGAGAACCGCUGCCAUCAAGGUGAUGCUUGUUAUGAAAAACAUCACAAUUUCAAACGCAGCAAAACUACUGAUAUCCCCCACCAUGGUCGCCAGGCUCGUACCGUGGAUUUUUCUUCGGGGGUGUAAAAUCCAAAAGCCACCCUAAUUUUUCUAGGAAGAGGGCGAGGGGGAGGGGUUGUUGGAUGGGGGGCGGUUUUUUGUUAAAAAUUUGACAACCCCCAUAAAACAAAAAAUAUAUUUUUUAUUACAUUGCAGUCUCUACAGGACGUUGAUUAUCGGAUAAGGCUACAAAAAUUGUUUGACUUCUAGAUUUAUGACAUACCAGAGUGAUCUAGAAUGCCUAUAAUAUUUUAUUCACUUAUUCCAUAGUUUUGUCUACAAAUAGCACGUUUGAUUCAGAAAAUAAAAUACAUAUUAAUGCAUUGUAAGCAGUAUUUAAAAAAAAGCAUACCGAAUUUUACACUUGUAUGCUUACCCCCUCAAGCCUAUUGUUUCUAUUGUAAGGCCAAGUAAAAAUAAACAAAUGUUUCCCGUC